Molecule: messenger RNA, 1295 nt
Organism: Misgurnus anguillicaudatus (oriental weatherfish)
Lineage: Eukaryota; Metazoa; Chordata; Actinopteri; Cypriniformes; Cobitidae
Source: RefSeq, a predicted model, not a curated record
GAGGUUACAAUUUCAACUUGUUUUUAUAAGUUAAGUCAACUUAUAAGUCAAAACUUAAAAUAAUAGGUUGAAUUGACUUGCAAAACCAAGUUGUUUUAACUUCAUGCUUCAUUAUUUUUUUACAGUGUAAUACAAUGCGGUGGUGUAUCUGUUCAGGAAUGAGGAAGUUUUCAUAAACAAGUGAAGAAGGAAGCAAGUUCAUAUAUCGGUAAAUGACACUGACAUUCAGCUGUUGGGCUUGAAAUGUUACACAGGUUGUUUCUGUUUUGUGCUCUCAUUGCUAUUUGGUGUUUUUCACGAGCUCAAGAAACUAAACAUUUAUUCCGUCAGCUGACGUACUGCCAUACAGUCAUGAUGGAUGCGGCAUAUGAGCUGGAGUUUGAUGGAGAGGAACUUUGGCACGUGGACCCUAAAGAGUAUUAUGCCAGAAGACGUUUGCCAGAGUUUUCGGCAGAUUGGCCCCUUGAUCGUGACCUGCCGUCUCUGGCUCAUUACUCCAUCGGCACCUGUUUCUAUAAUGUUCCUCGCUGCAUGAAAGGAGAAAAUUAUCCAGCAGAAUCCACUGUUCCUCCAACCUCGCUGUUGUACGCUAAGAAUGACGUGAGGAUUGGAGUUCAAAACACGCUCGUCUGUUUAGCAACCAGCUUUCAUCCACCACCUGUAAAUAUCUCAUGGACUAGAAACGGAGAAGCUGUGAGUGAUCUGGACGUCUAUGAGACUCAGUAUUACUCUAAUCCGGACUUCAGUUUUCGCAUUUUCUCCUACCUGAACUUCAGCCCUGAGCAAGGAGACAUCUACACCUGUACGGUGAGACACAGGAGUCUGGAACAGGGAAUCACCAGAUUCUGGGAAGUGAACACUCCAGAAGAUCCUCAGGAGGUGGAAACCGCAGUGCUCGUAGUCGGGAUUAUUGUCGGCUUUAUUGGACUGGUGGCUGGAAUCAUGGUGAUCGUGAUGAGCAAGUUGGAGCUGCCGGCUGUAUGAUCAUUUAUAGACAGCUUCAUGUGUUAACCUGUCAGAGGAACUCUCAAAUACUGCAUUCUGUUCACCUACAUACAGUACACCUGAAAACAUUGAAUAUGAUAUAAUAAUGAAAUUAUACAUGAAUACAUUUUUAAGCAUUUAUACAAAAUCAUUCCGUCAAAUGUCAGACUCACGACUAGUACUGUGUAUACCGUGUAUAAGUAUGUACAUAUGAUGAUGCAAUUUAUUAACUGAUAAUAGAGGUUGACAAAGUAUAUUAAGGUGCUUUACCUGGUUGUAUAUAUGUAAUAUUUAAUAAAUUGUAAAUAUAA